UUUUCCAACCAGUUGACUCCCUUCGCUUUCUGACCUGUAAACACAAAGAACAUUUGAACUGAAUCCUUGAUUGGGGGAACUGUUGCUCCAGCCUGUGCAGAGAGCUGUAGCUGACUGAUUUUCCAUUCAUGCGUGUGUUUUUGUUUGUGUGUACAAACCAUUAAAGGUCUUCCUCCUCUAGAUUCAUCCUUUGCUACGUUCCUCCCUGGACGACCAACUGAAGAGAGAUGGGGCCUCGUACAGCAGCAGAGGGUGCUUCUAAAAGUGAGAAACUGGUCUCGAGUGGAAGCUGCACCGGUCCAGCAAAACCACGACUGAGAAGCAGCAGUGAUGGAAGCAUUUACACCAUGAGGGUGCUCAGUGGCCACAGAGGCUCCUCUCCCCACGUUCUCUACAACCCCAAAUCAGUCUUGAAGAGACCUGUGAGCACAGAGGAGCUGCAAACACCAGGAAGUCCCUACAUCAGGAAAACAUUUACAAUUGUGGGUGACGCAGUGGGUUGGGGCUUCGUGGUCCGAGGAAGCCAACCCUGUCACAUUCAGGCUGUAGAGCCCUCCGGCCCAGCUGCUGCUGCAGGGAUGAAGGUUCGCCAGUUUGUAGUUUCAGUGAACGGUCUCAAUGUCCUGGAUCUGGACUACCGGACAGUGAGCCACCUGAUCCUAACUGGACCCAGAACUGUGGUGAUGGAGGUGAUGGAGGAGACUGACCACUGAGAGGAAGAGGAAACAGCUGGAGUGUGUAAAUCAUAGAAAGGGUUCUGUUUUUUUUUUCUGAAACGGAAGUUUUCCAUUGGAAAACCGAUGUAGAUAACAUAGUUAGGAAUUUAAUGGAAAGCUGUUGUUGAUUGGAGAAUUUCUGUUUCCAACUCAACCAGAAGCUGCAUGAUGUUAAAUUUCUUUUAUUUCAUUUGUUUGACAUGCUUGUUUACACAAAUUUGUUCUGUUCAGACCUCUUUCGGACCCAGUCUUCUGACGGGAUGUUUAAAAAACUUGAUCUGGACGAA
Messenger RNA from Nothobranchius furzeri (turquoise killifish), 1003 nucleotides. RefSeq names its product DEP domain-containing mTOR-interacting protein. NCBI's taxonomy places the organism in Eukaryota, Metazoa, Chordata, Actinopteri, Cyprinodontiformes, Nothobranchiidae. The record is from RefSeq and is a predicted model, not a curated record. Gene Ontology annotation, molecular function: protein binding. Gene Ontology annotation, biological process: negative regulation of protein kinase activity; negative regulation of TORC2 signaling; negative regulation of TORC1 signaling.